Sycon ciliatum is the source of this 2204-nucleotide messenger RNA. RefSeq names its product kynurenine--oxoglutarate transaminase 3-like. Bases 233 to 1504 code for a protein of 423 amino acids. Gene Ontology annotation, molecular function: pyridoxal phosphate binding; L-kynurenine:2-oxoglutarate transaminase activity. The record is from RefSeq and is a predicted model, not a curated record. Gene Ontology annotation, biological process: biosynthetic process. Gene Ontology annotation, cellular component: cytoplasm; mitochondrion. Lineage: Eukaryota; Metazoa; Porifera; Calcarea; Leucosolenida; Sycettidae. The transcript is spliced from 16 exons.
AUAUUUGCUGAGGAGGUGACUUUUGCACACGGUUUGUGCUGUUGGUGGAGUUUUCCUGACUCUGGUGUCAGUUUUUACUCGUGGCAUUAUCCACCCUCUUCCCCUUUCGGUGGAUACCAAGCUCCCGCAGCUGCCUUCUUCCGCCCGCAGUGACAUUCUGAGUUUCUUGUUGAGGGAAGCGGGAAGGCAGAUAGGCAGGUGUGCUUUCGCCAAAUCGUUGAACGCACGGAGAAUGUCUGACCAAGUGCAACCACUAUCACCUUACGCUGCAAAGCGUAUCCAUGGCUUGCAAAAGAAUAUGUGGACGGAGUAUGCCGCUCUGGCACUCAGGACAAAGUCCACUAAUCUUGGCCAGGGUUUUCCAGACUUCCAUGCUCCGGAUCAUGUCAGACAGUCACUGGCCACUGCCACGACGUCGGAGAAAGGCCGAGCCCUCAAUCAGUACACUCGUAGCCAGGGUCAUCUGCGUUUGGUGAAUGCCCUUGCCAAGCUCUAUUCGCCCGUGUAUGGAUGGGAGGUUAACCCACUAACUGAGAUCAUUGUGUCAGUGGGUGGUUACGGCUCGUUGUUCUACUGUAUCCAGUCUUUCAUCAACCCCGGUGACGAGGUCGUCAUGGUGGAGCCAUUCUUUGAUUGCUAUGAUCCCAUGGUGCGAAUGGCUGGCGGUACUCCCAAAGGUCUUCCACUUGUAAUGAAACCCGGUGCUACAUCAUCAGCCGACUUUCAGCUCGACCUGAAAAUGUUGGAGGAAGCGUUCACAGAGAAAACGAAAAUGUUCAUUUUCAACACUCCUCAUAAUCCUACCGGCAAGAUCUUCUCCCGUUCCGAGCUGGAGCAGAUUGCAGCCAUGUGUGUGAAGCACGACGUGCUGUGUUUGAGCGACGAAGUGUACGAGUGGCUCGUGUACGACACCAGCCCGCCACACAUCAAAAUCGCCACUCUGCCGGGCAUGAGAGAGCGCACUCUCACUGUUGGAAGUGCUGGCAAGACGUUCAGUGCAACUGGAUGGAAGACCGGGUGGACAGUGGGCCCACCCGAGCUCAUCCGGUGUCUUGCCUCAGUCCAUGGACAGUCGAUGUACACAUGUCCUAGUCCUCUCCAGGAAGCUGUUGCAGAGGGUCUUGAGUUGGAGAUGUCACGACUUGGCACUCCAGAAUGCUACCUCACCUCCCUGGCGGCCGAGCUCAAGCCUAAGCGUGACUGGUUGUCUAAAGAGCUGGCAGAAAUCGGACUAACACCAAUCAUACCCGAGGGAGGCUACUUCUUACUGGUCGAUGCCGAACCCCUAGGUUUGAAUCUACCGGAAGACGGCCGUCCGGAAGAUUGCCGCUUUGUGUAUUGGCUGGCAGAAGAAAAGGGCAUUGCUGUCAUUCCAACCUCGCCGUUCUACACAAAGGAACACGAACACUACGCCAAGAAAGUCGUGCGCUUCUGCUUCUGCAAGGAGGACUCUACCUUGGAGAAAGGUGCAGAAAAGCUAAGGCGGUGGAAAGCAUCACUGUAAGAUGGCAGGUGAUGUACACAGCCCCCCCCCCCCUCCAUCAUGUACUCUGUUGACAACAUACUCCAAAUUCUAAUCAUAGCAACGAAAUACGAAUUCCGACUCCCAAAAGCUAUUCAUAACGUUUCACUCUUCAUACAAUCAAAUCAUUUUUCUGUAGCAUUUCACAUGUAGCCUCCAUUGAUCACAUUGGAUCUGUCAACCUGUUCUACAAUACUGAAUCUUCAUUUGAGUUUAGGACUUCACAAUCAUAGGAGUAGAGUCAUCUCUGAUAGGCAAGGUUUCUCCGAUUCACAGAGCCUAAGUCUAGUGUGUCGGGUCAUCGUCAAGGCAACACACAACACUGUCAUUGGCCUGUAGGGCCUGGGUGAUGUUUUUUUCACUGAAUCAUAUUAAUUUUCUCCUCAAGAUGUGACUGUAUCUUGUUUUUAUUCUCCUAUUUCUCGUAUUCUAGUUUUAGCCAGGAUUGUCUGGGUGUACGUAUAGUUCGAAACAGAUUUGUCACAAUUCUAAUUUCCUAUAGCAGGAGCAUUUUUGAGUACCGCAUUUGGUGACUCACUUCCUCUGUCCAUUAAAUACUGCCUUAGUAGUGGCAGUCUUGCACAAUGUGUUCAAGUGCCUUGUGUAUGUUUGCUGCCUAUGAUGCCGUAUAAAGUGUUUUGGAAUACUUUGCUUGUACCGGUAUACAAGUAUCGGCAAUGAA